Molecule: messenger RNA, 1738 nt
Organism: Beta vulgaris subsp. vulgaris (sugar beet)
Lineage: Eukaryota; Viridiplantae; Streptophyta; Magnoliopsida; Caryophyllales; Amaranthaceae
Exons: 7
Coding region: 355-1425 (356 amino acids)
Cellular component (GO): nucleus; cytoplasm
Molecular function (GO): RNA binding
Source: RefSeq, a predicted model, not a curated record
GAGUAAACAAAUAUUCUAUCAUUUCAAUUUUCACCAGCAAUUGAGCUCCAUAGAACACGAUAAAUUUGGGUUUGUAGAGAUUCUCUCUCUUCAUUCACUGUCAAUUGCGGCUAGGGUUUUAGAGCCUCGUCACUCAUUUCUCCACUCUCUCUCCUCUUCUUGUCCUUCCUCUAUCCCUUUUUUUUUCUUUUCUUUGGUGGAUGUGACAUUUUUUUCCCUGAAAAAUAUUGUGCCGAUCUAAAUCUUUAAUGGAAUCUCAAAAAAAUUAAAUCUUUUUCACUUUUUGUUGGGUUAAUUUGGUGGGUUUUGUAGCAUUUAAUUUUUGCUGAAAAACCCAAUUCAUAUUUUGAAGAAAUGACAACAAUGAACCCUUUUGAUUUGUUGGGUGACAAUGAUAACGAUGACCCAUCUCAGCUUUUAGAGUCUGCAACUGCUCAGUUGCAGAAAAUUGCUGUUAAAAAAACCCCAACUCAGGUUGCUCAACAACCUCAGCAACAGAAAGCUGCAAAGUUGCCCACCAAACCUCUUCCUCCAACUCAAGCUGUCCGGGAGGCAAAGAAUGAUUCCCAGCGCGGAGGGGGCCGCGGAGGAGGUCGCGGUGGUGGCCGUGGGCGUGGUGGAUACAGUAGGGACUACUCAAACAAUGAAAAUGCUUUUAACAGCACUGGAGUAACUGCCAGUCAAGGGGAUGAUGGGGAAAGGGAAAGGCGACCUUAUGCGGGACCUCGUGGCCCUUAUCGUGGUGGUCGCCGAGAUGGGUUCAACAAUGAGGAGGGAAGAGACGGGGAACGCCCGCGUAGAACCUACGAGCGACGAAGUGGGACUGGGCGUGGAAGUGAGAUCAAACGUGAGGGAGCAGGACGUGGAAACUGGGGUGCUGAAUCAGAUGAAGUUGCACCGGUUACUGAGGAAGCUGGAGAACAAAAUGAGAAAAAGUUGAACCCUGAGAAUCUUCCCGUUGUAGAAGAUGCUGCUGAUGGCAUCAAGGAGGGCCAGCCAGAUGAGACUGAAGAGAAGGAACCAGAGGAAAAGGAGAUGACACUUGAAGAGUAUGAGAAGUUGCUGGAAGAGAAGAGGAAGGCUUUAUCAGCACUCAAGGCUGAGGAACGCAAGGUGGAGGUUGACAAAGAUUUCGAGUCCAUGCAACAGCUUAUAAACAAAAAAAAGGAUGAAGACUCAGUUUUCAUCAAAUUGGGUUCUGACAAGGAUAAGAAGAAGGAAGCAGCUGAAAAGGAGAAAGUGAAGAAGUCUGUCAGCAUUAAUGAAUUUCUGAAGCCUGCUGAAGGGGAUAGAUAUGGUGGUCGUGGCAGGGGACGUGGUCGUGGCCCAAGAGGUGGUGGAUAUGGUGGAGGUAAUAGGAUGUUUAGUACGGCUGCUCCAGCAAUCGAAGAUCCAGGGGAGUUCCCAACCCUAGGUGGCAAAUGAGGCUACAUCUUUGAACUUUGGUCUCUAUUUGGGGUUUUACUUGACCCCCUCUGAUUUUAAGUCAUUUGAGUCACAGGAAUGGACUUCCAGCUGUGGGUUUCCUGUACCAAAUCCACUUUUAAGAAAAUUUUAAUGCUUUUUAAAUUUGUAUAUUUAUUCUGUUACCUCUCCUGUUUUUUUCUUUUCAAUUUCCUUUUCUUGUAUUCGAUGUUUUAAUUUAUGGCUUUUAGUUUUUAGGAAGGAGAUAAGGUACGAAAACAGAACGAUGUUGUGCUCAAUUUUGUUAUUGAUAUAGAUUAGUCUUUUUGGUCUA